CACGUCACGUCCCCGGUAUGUACUAAAUAGAAGUUAUGUUAGUACCAAGUAGGCAGUACCUUGAGAUAGUCGCUAUACCCCGCAGCCAAGGUAGCCAACCCCGUUAGGGCUACCUAACCUAUCAUGGUUCUUAUCCAGCUGGAGGGAAGACAAGAGUCUCCGGACUCCGCCCCGUCGGAACAGGAGGCAGACAGGUACUGGUUGGUAUGUUGGUUAAGAAGGUACUUUGUUAGGUGGUUCCUAGGGCUUGGGAGUGUCUGUGCGGGGUAUGUAUGUCAUUGUAUUCGUACCUUACCUAGUAUAGGAUGUGUCGGUACCGCUGUUUGCCUCUGUGGAGCAGCCCUAUCUUCGGCAUGUGUAUGGAUGGAGGAGUCCACUGGUUGAUCGCCACAAAGGGGUGGAAUUCUUGCAUCUUGGUAUGUAGACACUUUUCGAGCAUCAUGGACUGCACCGAUCCCUGUCCACCAUUCUUGAAGAGAGAUCCAAUUGAUGGAGAGAACUCUUGGACAGACGUUGUCGAUCUCGGGUGCAGCGCCUGUCGCGGUGGAGCUGAGAGAAAGAUAAGCGUAAUGGAUAAUGUGGGGAAAG
Molecule: messenger RNA, 588 nt
Organism: Aspergillus candidus
Lineage: Eukaryota; Fungi; Ascomycota; Eurotiomycetes; Eurotiales; Aspergillaceae
Exons: 2
Coding region: 124-384 (86 amino acids)
Source: RefSeq, a predicted model, not a curated record